CUCGUUUUUCUUACAAUGCAGCCAACCAUUUUUGAUUCAUAUAAACCACCAAUACACACUUAUAAAAAAAUCCAUCAACCACCACAGCCUGGUUGCCUCAUUCACCUCUCUCUUCCCUCCGUCCGGCCUACCGGAAAAACAAGAAUCUCAAUGGCUUCAAAUUUCCACUUUUUUCUCUUAUACCUUGUGACCCUUUUCCUUUUUGCUCAAGCAAGACUGAAUCUUUAUCCACAAGAUCAUGCUGCACUUUUGCUUGUUCAAAAAGACUUAGGCAUCAUUGCUCUUAACAACCCCUGUACGCUCGCAGGAAUAUCCUGCGAGCGUAGACCGGGUAACAGAACACAAGUUCUGAGAGUUACCCGUAUUGUAUUCAGAUCCAAUGGAUUGAAGGGAACUUUGUCUUCUGCUAUUGGCAAACUCUCUGAGCUCAAAGAGCUUUCUCUUUCCGACAAUCAACUAUCUGAACAAAUCCCAAUUCAGAUUCUUGAUUGUCGGAAAUUAGAGAUUCUUGAACUUCAAAGAAACAGAUUUUCUGGAAAGAUUCCGUAUGAAUUGUCAUCUUUAAACCGUUUAAGGGUAGUUGACUUUUCAUCGAAUGAGUUUUCUGGGAAUCUUGAUUUCUUGAAAUACUUUCCUAAUUUGGAAAAACUGUCUCUGGCUGAUAAUAUGUUCACUGGAAAAAUACCCUUUUCAUUGAAAUCUUUCAGGAAUCUUCGUUUCCUCAACAUUUCAGGGAAUAGUUUCCUUGAAGGUCCAGUACCUGUCAUGAGUCAAAUUGAGCAUUUAUCAGCAGAUUUGAAUCGAAACAAUGCCGUUCCCAAACGUUACAUUCUUGCUGAGAAUUCAACAAGGUCAAAUCAGAUAUCUGCAAUGGUGCCUGCUCCAGCUCCAGCACCGGUCAAUCGUGUUGUACCGGUGGUACAUAAACGUAACAAGAAGAAAAGGAAGUUAAGAUCUUGGUUUCUUGGUUUCCUAGCUGGAACUUUUGCUGGGGGUAUAUCUGCUGUGAUCUUUUCGUUGCUAUUCAAGCUCGUAAUGUUCUUCGUAAGAAGGGGAAAGAACGAUAGUUCAAGUUUAACGAUAUUUAGUCCGUUGAUCAAGAAAGCGGAGGACUUGGCUUUCUUAGAGAUGGAAGAUGGAGUGGCAUCACUUGAAAUGAUUGGAAAAGGUGGAUGUGGAGAAGUUUAUAGAGCCGAGUUACCGGGGAGUAAUGGGAAGAUUAUAGCUAUAAAGAAGAUUAUACAAUCCCCAAUGGAUGCUGCAGAGAUCACGGAGGAAGAUACUAAGGCGUUGAACAAGAAAAUGCGUCAAGUUAAAUCAGAAAUUCAAAUUGUAGGUCAAAUCAGACACCGGAAUCUGCUUCCAUUACUGGCGCAUAUGCCAAGGCCAGACUGUCAUUACUUGGUGUAUGAAUAUAUGAAAAAUGGGAGUUUACAGGAUAUCCUGCAGCAAGUCACAGAAGGCACAAGAGAAUUAGAUUGGUUGGGACGACACAGAAUUGCAGCGGGGGUAGCUGCUGGUCUUGAGUAUCUCCAUAUAAACCAUACUCAACGCAUAAUUCACAGAGAUCUAAAGCCAGCAAAUAUCCUACUUGAUGAUGACAUGGAAGCUCGAAUAGCUGAUUUUGGGCUUGCAAAGGCAGUUCCAGAUGCUCAUACACAUAUUACGACUUCAAAUGUUGCAGGAACUAUGGGAUAUAUUGCACCAGAAUAUUAUCAGACACUGAAGUUUACAGACAAGUGUGAUAUAUACAGCUUCGGUGUGGUGCUAGCUGUGUUGGUUAUCGGAAAGGGUCCAUCGGAUGAAUAUUUCCAACAUACUUCUGAGAUGAGUUUAGUUAAGUGGCUGAGAAAUGUAAUGACUUCUGAUGAUCCUAAAAUAGCAAUUGAUCCUAAGCUGAGAGGGAAUGGAUAUGAGGAGCAAAUGCUUUUGGUUCUCAAGAUAGCUUGCUUUUGUACUCUCGACAAUCCAAAGGAGAGGCCUAACAGUAAGGAUGUUAGGUGCAUGUUAACUCAGAUCAAGCAUUAGCUAAGUCAUACGGGGUAUACGUUGGUUAUGUAACUAAGAAUGUGUUCUGUAUUUCAGUUUUUGUUGUAAUUGUGUUAUACAUGUCAAAUCUUGUAUGUUUACUGCAGUGUUAAUAAUAUUAUUUCCACUUCGCUACUUAAA
Molecule: messenger RNA, 2169 nt
Organism: Solanum tuberosum (potato)
Lineage: Eukaryota; Viridiplantae; Streptophyta; Magnoliopsida; Solanales; Solanaceae
Product: leucine-rich repeat receptor-like serine/threonine/tyrosine-protein kinase SOBIR1
Exons: 1
Coding region: 16-2028 (670 amino acids)
Biological process (GO): protein phosphorylation
Molecular function (GO): receptor serine/threonine kinase binding; protein kinase activity; ATP binding
Source: RefSeq, a predicted model, not a curated record